This is a messenger RNA of Aspergillus ibericus CBS 121593, 920 nucleotides long. RefSeq names its product small nuclear ribonucleoprotein E. Gene Ontology annotation, biological process: mRNA splicing, via spliceosome; spliceosomal snRNP assembly. Gene Ontology annotation, cellular component: U4 snRNP; U4/U6 x U5 tri-snRNP complex; U5 snRNP. Gene Ontology annotation, molecular function: RNA binding. The transcript is spliced from 3 exons. Bases 309 to 596 code for a protein of 95 amino acids. NCBI's taxonomy places the organism in Eukaryota, Fungi, Ascomycota, Eurotiomycetes, Eurotiales, Aspergillaceae. The record is from RefSeq and is a predicted model, not a curated record.
GAGGAAUUCCAGCGCCAGAACUUAAGCACACUGACGGAGAGGGAGAUGGGGCAAAGUGACUGGUAGUGGAGGUGGGAUGUGGUGACGAUCGACCCAAAGGGAAAAGUUGGUGAGCCGCAAUAGUCCCCCGAGGCGGCACGAGGAAGCUUCACCACCUUCCCGAUCUUUCUCGACCUCUUCCCAGCAUCUUCCGCCCAGCACCACCACGCGUCUAUUUCCCGCCAACUGAGCGUGAGGCCCGUCUUCUUCCUGCGGUCCCUGCUUUCGCCCCUCGAAUCCCUACCUAUUCCUCACAUUCAGUUAUCACUAUGACCGGUCGUGGAGGCGGUGGAGCCGCUCGCAAGACGUUGCUUGCGCCGAUUCAUUUCAUCUUCAAGCUCCUCCAGCAACGGUCUACAGUUUCCAUCUGGCUAUAUGAGCAGCUCGCAUUUCGCAUAGAAGGAAAAAUCAGGGGGUUCGAUGAAUUCAUGAACCUUGUCAUUGACGAUGCAGUCGAGGUUCGCAUGGCGACCAAGUCUGAGGAGGAGAAGCGGAGACCUUUAGGCCAGAUACUGCUUAAGGGCGACAACGUCUCUCUGAUUCAAUCCGUGCAGUGAGUUAAACGGGGCGUUUAAGGGAUUUCGAAAGACAGGAAAAGGGAAAAAUCUUUUAUCGCCGACUUCGUGCCGUGAUACGACAUUGUUUGCAUUUCUUAAUCACUUUUUACGGGUUGUCGCUGGAGUACACUUAUUUGCAUAUGUUUGUCGCAAUAGAUGAAAACAUGGACAUGAAAGGGCUCGCUUUCUCUGAAUAUCCGAUCAGUAUUGGCGGACGAGGCACCGGUCAUCGCCGACCAUGAGGACGUCUACUGGCCAGUCAUGAUCCGCGACGGGGAUCUCCUCGGUGGGAGCAAGCAUCUGCUCUUUGAGAGACAGCGCGAC